Messenger RNA from Periophthalmus magnuspinnatus, 1431 nucleotides. RefSeq names its product platelet-derived growth factor receptor-like protein. The transcript has 7 exons. The record is from RefSeq and is a predicted model, not a curated record. NCBI's taxonomy places the organism in Eukaryota, Metazoa, Chordata, Actinopteri, Gobiiformes, Gobiidae. The coding region runs from base 98 to 1273 and encodes 391 amino acids.
ACCCUUACUUUGCAAGCGCUGCCCUCCUGCUUUGUUCCCUUCUGCAUUUACAGGACAAUCUUAGCUGCGCAUAGGGCUACAUAAUCCCAGAGCAGUCAUGAGUAUAGUAAAGGGUUUUAGGUCAAAAUGCAGGCUGGUGUUGGGCACGCUUCUCAUUUGUGCUCUAAUCUUCGAAUUAGCGUAUUGCCAAGAAGCACAGAAGACCCUUUCAGGAAAAAAAGCCAAGACUAAAGUGAAAUCAACCACAACAAAACCCAAGGUCACAGCUCCACGUGCCAAGCCGCCUCUGUCCAUCCUCACUCAGGUGGUGAAAAAAGGGAAGUUUCAAAGGGUUGGGGAGACCAUCAGUGUGCAGUCUGGACACACUCUGGAGCUGAGGUGCAGGGGUAAGCCUGUGCAGUGGACCGUGCCGCUAUAUUUGGAGGAGGAUCAUGAGGGGAGGCUCAAAAUUGUCCAGCAUGACAAGUAUGGAGUCCUGACAGUGGUCAACACUACUGGGGCAGACACUGGGGAGUUCACGUGUUUUCCAAUGUUCUGUGAAGACACUGACUGCAGAAGGGAAUACAGCAAAGCAGCUAAAGUCUUCGUCUUCUUCCCAGAUCCUCAGGAGCUUUUUGUGCCCUCCUCUGAAUACCAGGAAAUAGUGCAGCUCAGGACCAACUGGCCCACAGUGCUACCCUGUCAGGUGACCUCACCCGAGGCAAAGGUGACCCUCCAUCGAGAGUACCCCCCAUCAGAAGUGCCAGUCGACGGCUCCGAGAUCUCGUUUGAUGUUAAAAAAGGUUUCACAAUUCAUCGACCCAGGCCUUAUCAUGCGGGAGAAUUGUAUUGUGUGGCCAGUCUGGGAAACCUGAGGCAGAGCUCCAUCAGAUAUAUGCUCAUCUAUGUCAGCUACCCAAGAGCCCCACCAGCUCCUGAGAUCCAGGCCUCAUCCAGCUCCAUGACUGUAGGCGACAACCUAAGGGUCAUCUGCACUGUGAUGAGAGAGCGGGAUGUGGACACUGACAUCACAUGGGAAUACCCGGGGCAGCAGAUUGGUAGACCUCUGUACACUGAGGACAGCGUCAGUCCAUCAGCGGGGGAAAACACAGAGAAGUUCCAGUCUAUCCUCUUGGUGGAUGAAGUGAGAGAUGUGGACCAAGGAACAUACAUCUGCACUGCACAAAACCUGCAAGGAUCCAAGUCUGUGUCAACAAGCGUUAAAGUCCUCCCCAAAGCUACACCCAAACCCAAAGCAAAGAAACCAAAAGAAAAAAGGCUGCACGUGCACUGAAGUUGUGACUUUCUAUAUAAAAUGAUUGCACAUGUAAUACUAGUUUUGUUUUUAAGUUAUUUCCAGUGACACGCCAUGAACCAAUCAACCAUGUUUAAACUCUCACCACAAUCAGAUCAAAAACAUGAUCAAAAGUCUCAAAACUAAUGUUGGAACCA